UUUUAAAACAAAUUUUUCAAUACUAAAAUUAAUUGAAAAAAAUUAACGAGUUUUAAAUGAUGUGUAGAAACAUUUUAAUGUUGUUUGUGAAUGACCAAUAUAGUGACUAAGACUUAGCAGAUAUUUUGACAUAUACAUAUAUAUAAGACAUAACAAUUUGGUAAAAAAAAUAAUAAUUUAAAGCAUUUGCUGUUGUUUUGUAUUGCAAUACUGAAAGAGUUUUUAUGAAAACCAUAUGACUUAAAUGUGCAUUCACAGAAAUGUGCUUAUCUACAUAAAUAUUUUUUGCGCAUAUUUGCAUACAUAUGUGGCUAGUGAAAAAUUUCGUAAUGUUCUGCAGCAAGAACGCUUAAACCGCAAAAUAAUCAAUUAUUUCAGACACAGGCUUCUAUUUACAAUGGGUGACCGUGACAUCCCGACCGUACCUGUAACAACAUUAGCUGGUUUAACCAGCACUUCCGAUUUGCUAAGCGAGUUACCAGUGUCGGAUUCGCUUCAGAGUGCAGCUUCCUUAAAUAAGUCUCUACUUUUUCAUGCUUUGGUGGCUAAUGAAUCAAAUAAUUUACUUUCUGUCCGUGAUGAAAAUCUAGUUCGACAAUUGGUUACUGCCAUUGAAAGAACAAACUCUGACAACAUUGAGUUAAAAUCACAUUACUCAAUUGAAGAACCAGGAGCUAAUAUUAAAACACAUCCCGAACUACUACAAGGAAUUUAUCAUUUUCGUCCAGCUGUUUUCAACACUUCGCUUAAGAUAAACUUUAAUAUUUCAGACUCUUCUAAAGAACAUGUGGCAAAUGUUCGAUUUGAUGAAAGUAAUUUGCUUAUAGAUCCAUACAUAAGACCGGAAUUUGAUAUAUCAAUAAAUUCGAAUAAAGAUUUAUUGCAGAAAAAACACCAUCAGGCAUCUAAGAAUCAGUUUAACAGUAUGACUUCAGGAGAAAUGUCUGAAGAAGUCUUUCAUAUAAACAUUAAGAAUAAACAAUUUCCGAAGAAAAUAGAAGAAAGUAUAUUGAACUCUGAUCAAAAUCUGAAUAAAACAGUAACAUCUGAGGCUCAUGUACAAAUUAAUUCACCAGACAAAAGUGGAAUGCAAUCAUUAGUACAGGAACAGUAUUUCAGAAACCAAGCAGAAAGUAAUUCAAAAUAUUUCAUUCAAACCCAAACAGACAUUCACCAAUCCGUUCAAAAUAGUUGCAACAUAUUUCCAAAUGAGUCAUCUAAUUUUGAUUUGGAUUCUGUAAAUAGUCAGAAUGUAUUAUUUUUACAAAAUUAUCCGAUGACUGAAAAUACUCAAAUGUAUGCGUCUUCAAUGGAAUAUGGUGAAAUAAAGCAGCAAAUGCAAGUCCCUGAAGUCUCUGAUUCAAGCUUGGAACAGUUGCCAGGAACUGUAAACUCAGUAAUGAUUAAGAACAAUAGCCUUGCAGGUAGUUCACAGCAUCAACUACACCAACUACUAUCAGCAACUACAUCGACAUCUACUUCCUCAAGUGGCAUGUCUCAGGUUCGGGUAUGUAUAAAUCGUCUUAAUAUUGAUGAUUCUCGCCUUAUGCAACAAAGUAUUAAAAAGUUUGUACAAAAGUCACCAGAAUUGGCUAAAAGUAUGGGGUUACUACAAGUAUCGGCCCAGCAACAACAUGAUAACUUGAAUAUCUCGUCUGUAGUUGUGAAGAAAAGAAUUACAGAGAAUGGUGUUGGUAGUACAACUAAUAUAGUCAACAUUCCAAUAGACACAUUUUCUACUAUAAAAGCCGAUGAAAAACGAUUUUCUGCAAAACGAAAACUUGCCAUAUCAAUUGGUGACAUUCCACCGGAACAAAUAUUCUCUAAGCCUAAAAUGCGACGAAUCGAAAGGGCAAUGCCUAUCUCAAAAUGUUUAAAGGAAGACGUUACUCGAUCUCAAACAUAUCAACAAUUUAUGCGCAAUAUGGAUCAAAUAAUUGAAACGUUAGACGAUAGCGAAUCUCCUAACUUUGACUCAGAAGAUGUUGACGAAAAUAUUGAGUGCAUUUCACCAAAACUUUUAAAUGCAAUGAGCACUGAUGCCGCCAAGUUAAAAGCUAAGCAUGCUUUAGACGCCAUACCAAAAAACAAAUUAACUCUUCUUAUAAACUACGCAAUGCGCAGCGUUUACUUAGCAAGGAAUUAUUUUGCUGGACCGGAGGAACAAGAGGAAAUUGUAGACGAUGAAGUAAUUGAGAAAAUACUUAAUGCAAUGGAUGCUUGCUUGCUUAUAUGUAACAUUUACUCAACAGUAAGCGAUCUUAAGUUUUUGCAAGAGGAUAAUGUAACGCACAUUUUAAAAUUUGCACAAUUUCAAUUACGAGAAACAAUUUUUCCUCUCCAUGAUCCGGUUUACACUGUGAAAAGUAUGAAAAAAAGCAAUCGGAAAAAAAUAAAGUCACAUAAAGCUCACAAUAGAAGUCUUCAGCUAUUCUACUCAAAAACUGUAGAGUUAUUAAAGGUUUUUGUAACACUUUUUGAUAAAUGUAUCUUCGUUGAUACCAUCAUUUUACCGUUGUCGACGAUGGCAAUUGAACCAUUUUUUGUUGACAACAUAGACACUCUACAAUUUGUGUGCUUGGAACUGGUGACCACAAUAUUUCGCAAGGAAAAAUACGACAAAAUUAGAAACAGCAUCUUAGGAGACAUUUUGACAUCAAUUGAUCGUUUAUCUUCAUCAAAAAAAAAUCUUCGCCCCUACAAGCUUUCAAAUAAUGGAGGAAAUAUUCAAAUGGUUACAGCACUUGUGCUACAAUUAAUUCAAUGCGCGACAAUUUUACCAGACUCACUUUGUGAUAAUGGAAAAUUAAGUAAUAAGCCUCAACUGAGUGCUGCUAUUGCCGAAGACCUUGCAAGCGGAAAGUCAGUACAGCUUAAUCAGGAUAUACUAGUAUUACAAAAAUACGAUGUUGCUGUUAGUAUUGGCGGAAAUUUCUUAACCACUUUUCUAAAUAAAUGUAAAACACGAUCUAAUGAAACGGAUUUUCGCCCUCUCUUCGAAAAUUUUAUUCAUGAUUUACUUGCUACCGUGAAUAAGCCCGAAUGGCCUGCAUCUGAAUUAUUGCUUUCUUUAUUGGGCACUAUGCUGGUCCGGUACGUGUCUGAUAAAGGUAUAGAACAAAGCAUUCGUUUAGUUUCAUUAGAUUACCUGGGUAUAGUAGCUGCUCGACUGCGCAAGGACAUUGUUGAAUCACGAUGUAAGGUUAAUAUUAUUGAUUCAAUGAUUAAUUCAAUAAAAGUAGAACAAGAAAAAGAGGGCGAUACAACAAAAAAAAGUGAUCGAUUUCAACUAUAUCCCGAUGAGCAACGAACAGAAUUUUUGCAAAAAAUACUUCUUGAUUUUCUAGCUGUAAAUGCUCAAGAAGAAAAUUUAAUCUGGGACUAUGCUCGACACUUUUAUUUGUCACAAUGGUAUCGGGAUGUUAUUUAUCAAAGACGCCGAAUAAAGGAUGGUAAAAAGGGAUUAACUUUAAGAAAGUGUAAAAGGACUAAACAUCGGGCUGAUGGUGAAUAUUUGGAUACAUCUGACUCUGCUUCAUGCGAUGAAAUUGAUACCGAAGAAUCAAAAAAGAAUAGAAACCCCUCUUCUGACGAUACUGAUAUUCGGCUAAAUGUUGAUAUUGUUAACGCACUAGAAGAAAGAAAACAAUAUUUAAUAAACAAAAUUAAGCCGUUUUCAGUUUUCGGCGACCAAAAUUUUACAUCAAAUCAGCACAUAAAAACAUACAUAGAUUACAAUAAUGCACAGCUGAUAGCGCAAUAUCUAGCCACCAAACGGCCUUUUAGUCAAUCAUUUGAUGGAUGCUUAAAGAAAAUUAUUUUAGUCGUUAAUGAACCAUCAAUAGCAAUAAGGACACGUGCAAUGAAAUGCCUAGCAAGCAUCGUGGAAGUUGAUCCAUUGGUGUUAAAACGAAAAGACAUGCAAAUGGGAGUAAAUCAAAAAUUUCUUGAUACAGCUAUAUCUGUACGAGAAGCGGCUGUAGAUUUGGUUGGAAAAUUCGUGCUAAGUAAUCAAGAGUUAAUCGAUCAAUAUUACGACAUGCUGUCAACUCGAAUUUUGGAUACUGGAGUCUCCGUACGAAAAAGAGUCAUCAAAAUUUUACGAGACAUAUGUGUAGAAUAUCCAGAUUUUGCAAAAAUUCCCGAAAUUUGCGUAAAAAUGAUACGACGUGUUAAUGACGAAGAAGGCAUUCAAAAGCUUGUUACUGAAGUUUUUAUGAAAAUGUGGUUCACACCAUGUAUUAAAAAUGAUAAAAUGGCCAUGCAGAGAAAAAUUAAUCAAAUAAUUGACGUGGUAAAUACUGCACAUGAUACUGGAACUACUUGGCUAGAAGGCCUUCUUAUGAGUAUUUUCAAACCAAAAGAUAAUAAUUUAAAGACUGAUGUAUGCGUUCAAGAGCCUGUAAAGAAAAAUACGGAGCCUCCAAUGGAUAUUGUAAUAGCUUGUCAACAAUUAGCUGACGGUCUAGUUGACCGGCUAAUUGAAUUGGAAGACACAGAUAAUGCGCGAAUGCUGGGUUGCAUUACCACACUUCAUUUGCUAGCUAAAGUGCGGCCGCAAUUACUAGUUAGGCAUGCUAUGACAAUAGAACCUUAUCUCAACAUAAAAUGUCAUUCUGCCACAGCUGCAAAAUUCAUAUGUGCUGUAGCGGAUAUUUUAGAAAAAGUAGUUCCUCUGGUUAAUAAUGCCAGUGAAUCUUUUUUGGCAGCUUUGGAAGAGCAUUUAAUGUUAUUAGUUGUAUCACGAAAUCAAGCCGAGGUUACUAGUUGUGUUUCUUGCUUAGGAGCUCUUGUGAAUAAGAUUACACAUAACUUCAAACUGAUUCGAGACUGUUUUCAAAAGUUUUAUCGAGUUCUGGAUGUUUCUCGAAAUCAAGUACUGCAAGGAAACUUAAGUGUAGAUACAAUUUACACUCCCAGCUUUCGGCGAAGUUUGUUUACGAUUGGAAUACUAAUGCGAUACUUUGAUUUUAAGUCUCCUAUUGCUUUAGGUGAGACAUUUGGUGGUCUGCCUAUUUCAAUAUGCGAUGAUGUCUUCAAUUGUCUGAUGUUCUUCUGCAGUUGUGAUAAUCAUGAAAUAAGAAAGCAAGCUCUUAUCUCGCUUGGAUCUUUCUGUGUAUUAAACGAUGACUACCUUACUAGAUCGGAACUUAAAAUUUUAUAUUGUGACAUACUAAGCUCCACGGCGAACGAUGCCGGGUUCAAAAUAAUCUGCAUGCGUAACAUUUGGAUUUAUUUAACAGAAUCUGAAAUGUUUAUGCACAAUAAAGAGAAAGAAUGGGAAAAACAAUCGAAACACGAAGAUCUUAAGGAAAUGAACGACGUUUCCUCUGGAAUGGCAAGUCGAAUAAUUCAGCUUUAUCUGGAAGAGAUUCUUGAGUGCUUUCUUAAUCGGGAUCACACAGUACGUUUGUGGGCUGUUAAAGUAAUACAGAUUGUGCUUCGUCAAGGAUUGGUUCACCCCGUUAGAAUGGUUCCGUAUUUAAUAUGUCUAAGUACUGAUCCUAAGAUAGAGUCCGCACAUAGAGCGGAUGCAUUGUUAAAAGAUAUUGAUAAGACGUAUUCUGGAUUUGUUAAUAUGAAAGUGCAAUUUGGUCUUCAGUUGUGCUUUAAGUUGCAAAAAGUCUUGCAGAUGACCAAAGGAAAACUUGAAAUAAUUAGAGGUUACUCGAACCGUGGACCAGAUAAUGUAACAACCGCUUUAAAUGACUUUCUUUAUUCCCUUCUUCGCACUACUAAGCCACAAAGACGUGCCUUGGUACAAACAGUUACAAAACAGUUUGAUGACCAGAAAACAUCAUUACAACAAAUGUUGUAUAUUGCCGACAAUCUGGCUUACUUUCCAUAUGUGGUUCAAGAUGAGCCUCUAUAUCUGAUACAUCAAAUUGAUUUAUUUAUCUCAAUGGCUGGAACUCAUUUGCUUGCUACGUUUAAGGAACAUUUAAAACCGAGUGAUAAAGAAGGAGAUGUAUUAGAAGAUGAUGAUGACGUUGAAGAUCCCCAAGUUUUGUUUAAUCGACUGCCUGAAAAUAUGACAGGAAUAAUAAAAUGUAUAACAUCUGCUCAAGCAUGUAUGCUCCUUUUAAUAUUAAAAGAUCAUUUAAAGAACAUGUACGGAAUUACUGAUAGUAAAAUUUCAAGAUAUUCGCCAUCCGAACAAAAAUUAUAUGAAAAAGCUGUUACACGUAAAAGCGUAACAGACUUUAAUCCUAAAACAACUAUUGACGUUAUUAAAAAACAGUUGUCACAAAAGAUGUUGAGCACGGACAUCCAUUUUUUAUUUACCAACGAGGAGAAAUUGGACCUUGUUGUUAAGUACCUCGAUUUUAAGAAACUUAUGUUAAAAUUGGAUCCAGAAGAUGCAGACUCGGAUGCUGAUGAGUCUCACGACAAGUCUAUAUUAAAUAACUCGAUGACUUCUGAUAGCUUUGGAUACGCAAAUUCAACAAAAGGUGACCAUAUCGCAAUUGGUGGAAACUCUUUUACCUCAACUAAUGCGCUGGAUGUACCAAUAUCUCAUAAUGUAAAAGUGUCUAUAUUGUCUUCAAAAUCUGGUGUUCGCAAACCGAAUCAAUUGCGAAGUAAAAAGAGACGAAGAAAAAUUCAGUCCUCGGAUGAUGAAAACAGUGAUGCGGACUUUGUGUGAGCAAAAAAUUUUUUCUGUAAAAAAGUUUUGUUUUUGGCUAAUAGUUUAAGAUAAAACAAAAAAUGUACAAUAAAUAACA
This is a messenger RNA of Drosophila eugracilis, 6725 nucleotides long. It is a transcript of the gene Nipped-B, whose product is annotated as nipped-B protein. NCBI's taxonomy places the organism in Eukaryota, Metazoa, Arthropoda, Insecta, Diptera, Drosophilidae. Gene Ontology annotation, cellular component: Scc2-Scc4 cohesin loading complex. The transcript is spliced from 22 exons. The coding region runs from base 245 to 6646 and encodes 2133 amino acids. Gene Ontology annotation, biological process: regulation of gene expression; replication-born double-strand break repair via sister chromatid exchange; establishment of protein localization to chromatin. Gene Ontology annotation, molecular function: chromatin binding. The record is from RefSeq and is a predicted model, not a curated record.